AAAGUAAAAAGACGUAAUUUAUUAUUUAAUGUUUAUUGCGUCUCAGUUUUACACUCUCCGACUCUCGUGUUUGGUCAUCUUGUACGUAAUAAUCGUAUUAAACUUAAAUUUCUGUAUUAAACCGAUAACCGAUAGUGUUUAUUCACUUUCAUUCCUGUGCAAUUAUUUCACGUAGAUCAACUUAAUUCUGUUGUUAAAAAUAAAGAAAAAUACUUUUUAAGCUUCAAUCACGAUUUUGUUGAACUGUCACGAACACACAUUAACCUAUUGGAUAACGAAUAUACUAAAUCAAAUUUGCUACGACCAAUAGGGUCCAACUAGUCGAAUCAGUCCCUAUGGGUCGAAUAUUCCUUGAUCACGUAGGCGGUGACCGACUGUAUGCGUGUGCUGCGUGCGACACAAAUCUGACUAAUCGUGAUGAGUUGAUUAGUACCAGAUUCACAGGUGCAACAGGUCGAGCAUUUCUAUUCAACAAAGUUGUAAACCUCAAUUAUAGUGAUGUGCAAGAUCGAGUAAUGUUAACUGGUCGUCAUAUAGUGCGAGAUGUAUCCUGUAAAAAUUGUGACACAAAGUUAGGAUGGAUAUAUGAAUUUGCCAUGGAAGAAAAUCAGCGCUAUAAAGAAGGUAGAGUUAUUUUGGAGAGAGCUUUGGUUACCGAAGGAGAUGGUCUUGAACAUGAAAUAUAAACAUAAACAUACUCUGAGAUGUGGAUUUGUACAGAUUUGUUUUUUUCUCAUUUAAAUUAUAUUAUAACAAUCUUUAACAUAAUAGUAUAAUGGGUAUAACUUGAAUAUACUAAAUAAUAAUUUUUU
Rhopalosiphum maidis (corn leaf aphid) is the source of this 812-nucleotide messenger RNA. RefSeq names its product protein yippee-like 5 (gene Yippee). The record is from RefSeq and is a predicted model, not a curated record. The coding region runs from base 336 to 686 and encodes 116 amino acids. NCBI's taxonomy places the organism in Eukaryota, Metazoa, Arthropoda, Insecta, Hemiptera, Aphididae. The transcript is spliced from 3 exons.